AUGUACCUGUCAAAAACAACCGCGUUUCGAAGAGAGAUCAGAUCAAGACGUAGUGAAUGGACUCCACGUGUAGACGAAAAUGGAGACCCACUUCCUAAGACUGAAAGGAAACCUAAGAGGAAAGUUGCUUGCAUGCUCGGAUAUUGUGGAACUGGAUACAAUGGUAUGCAAACUCAGCCAGAUCCAAAGUUGAAGACUAUCGAAGAUGUUCUUUUUAAAGCGUUUGCUGAAGCAGGUGCUAUUUCAGAGGAAAACUCGACUGAUUUGAAGAAAAACUCUUUUAUGAGAGCGGCGAGAACAGAUAAGGGUGUUCACGCUGCCGGUAAUGUGGUAUCUUUGAAGCUCAUUAUUGAGGAUCCAGAUAUCAUCUCCAAGAUCAAUGCUGCACUUCCCGAGCAAAUUAGAGUUUGGGGCAUCGAACGUGUAAAUCGUUCAUUUGACUGCCGUAAAAUGUGCUCUUCCAGAAUCUACGAGUACCUUUUGCCAACUCAUAGUUUGCUUCCACCCAGACCUCAUUCAAGUCUUUUCCACCUCAUAGCAAAAAGCAAAAAAGAACAUCCUGGUGUCUUGAGAGAAGACAAUGACCAACAAUGGUGGGAAUCUACCAGGCAGCGAAUGCUCGACUCCGGUAUCACAGAAGAUGAACUCAAACUGGUAUUUGAAAAAUCGGAGUCUGCUCUGGAAGACAAUAUCAAGAUGGAUCAUGUCAACGAGAACGGUGACCUUACGGAAUAUGGUAAGUUGGUGAGGCGCGUCAGAGCAACUGAAAAUGCUUGUCGUAGCGAGUUUAGAGUGAGCUCUGAGAAGCUAAACUUGUUUAGGGAGGCUAUGAACCAGUAUGUUGGUUCUCACGACUUUCACAAUUUCACAUUGGGUAAGAAUUAUAAAGACCCAAGCUCCCGUCGUUACAUGAAAAGCACAAGUGUAUCUGAACCUUUUAAAAUUGAAGGCAGUGAAUGGAUAUCAAUCAAAAUUCACGGGCAGUCAUUCAUGUUACAUCAGAUCAGAAAGAUGAUCUGCAUGGCCUCUUUGGUUGUGAGAACUGGGUGUCCGAUUACGAGAAUUAGCGACUGCUUUGGUCCUGUUAAAAUCAAUAUUCCUAAGGCUCCAGCGUUGGGGUUGUUGCUAGAGUGUCCGGUCUACGAAUCCUACAAUGUGAAACUCGAGGAAUUGGGCUACAAUCCGAUCGAUUUUUCUCGUUACGAAAAGGAGAUGAAUGAAUUUAAAAUGAAGUACAUCUAUGAUAAGAUUUAUGCCGAGGAAGACAAGCAAAAAGUAUUUCAAGGCUUCUUCGAAUUUCUCGACAAAUUUGACAGCUCUGGAGCAAAGUCAGGGGGCAAGCACAUCUUUGAUUUUUUGGGUGCAGCUUUUAAUAGCGGUUUGAACAACUUGGAGGACACCAAUAGUGCAUCUCCUGCCAAGGCAGUGGAUAAUGUUGACUAG
Messenger RNA from Candidozyma auris, 1443 nucleotides. RefSeq names its product pseudouridine synthase. Gene Ontology annotation, cellular component: nucleus. The coding region runs from base 1 to 1443 and encodes 480 amino acids. Gene Ontology annotation, biological process: mRNA pseudouridine synthesis; tRNA pseudouridine synthesis. The transcript is spliced from 2 exons. Gene Ontology annotation, molecular function: RNA binding; pseudouridine synthase activity. NCBI's taxonomy places the organism in Eukaryota, Fungi, Ascomycota, Pichiomycetes, Serinales, Metschnikowiaceae. The record is from RefSeq and is a predicted model, not a curated record.